GUUUAUCAAGUUCAAUAGAUUUACAAUUCACAUCCAUAACGAUCAUGUUUCAUUUCAUACACAAAUUCUUGACCCGAUUUCCAAAUUAUUUUUCAUCUGAUUUCUUAGAAUUAAUUAAUCCAAUUUAUUAUCCUCCUAUAUUUAAUUCUCCUCAUCUAUCUAAUUCUUUAAAUGAUUUAUGGAGUCAUAGAUGGCAUCCAAUCUUAAAAAGAUCUUUUUUAACUUUAGGUGGUAAACCUACUUUUUGGUUUUUUAAUCAAUUCUUAGGAUUGAAUUUUAAACUUUCUCAACUUGCUGGUUUGAUCGGUACUUUUCUUGCAAGUGGAAUCUUACAUGAAUAUGCUGUCUUUGCUUUACUACAUCCAGUUAAUCCAUUAGACCAUCUCUUUGAUCAUUCUCCUGCUCUAUUAUACUACUUCAUAGCUCAAUCUUUAGCUAUCAUCUUUGAAAGUUUCUUACCCAAGAAAUUCUCUAGAGUCUUCUUUAUUGUCUUUUCAAUGUGGAUUUGUAAACCGUUUAUAAAUAGAUACAUUCUUGAUGCCAAGAUUUUAGAUUGAUAACCAUAAACUCUUUUCUACUUUUAUUUCUCAAUUUCAUUGUUUUCUUUUCUCUUCUUUCUCGGACGCGCCAAACACCAAGCAUCAUGUUUGUAUUAUAAGGUUUUUUUUUCAUGAUUUCAUCAUUCAUUUUCUCUAUCUUGUAUUGUUGGUUGUAGAGUUUUGCUGCUUAAUAACAAUCGCAUCCCAAUUCUUGCUUAC
Messenger RNA from Melampsora larici-populina 98AG31, 758 nucleotides. RefSeq lists its product as uncharacterized. NCBI's taxonomy places the organism in Eukaryota, Fungi, Basidiomycota, Pucciniomycetes, Pucciniales, Melampsoraceae. The record is from RefSeq and is a predicted model, not a curated record. The transcript has 2 exons. Gene Ontology annotation, biological process: lipid metabolic process. The coding region runs from base 45 to 557 and encodes 170 amino acids.